GGAAGAGUCGUAAGUCUCUCCAAAAUGGCGACGACCAUAGAAAGUGGCAAUGCAGGAGCUGCAAAUAAGAAAAAACACCUCGGAAUCCCUGAAGCAAUAUUUGUGGAAGAUGUGGACGCCUUCAUGAAGCAGCCGGGCAAUGACACAGCAGACGCCGUGCUGAGGAAGCUGGAUGAACAAUAUCAGAAAUAUAAAUACAUGGAGCUCAAUCUGGGGCAGAAGAAACUCAGGUUGAAAAGCCAAAUUCCACAAAUCAAACAGACAUUAGAAAUCCUACGGCACAUGCAGAAAAAGAAGGACACCACAGAUCCCAUGGAGACACAUUUUCUGUUGGCUGAUAACGUCUACUGCAAGGCCUCUGUUCCACCUACAGAUAAAGUGUGCUUGUGGCUUGGGGCUAAUGUCAUGUUGGAGUAUGACAUUGAUGCGGCCCAGGCGCUGUUGGAGAAAAACUUGGCCACAGCGUCCCGGAAUCUGGACUCUCUGGAAGAGGAUCUGGACUUCCUUAGAGAUCAGUUCACAACCACUGAAGUCAAUAUGGCACGUGUUUACAAUUGGGAUGUCAAGAGAAGGAGCAAAGACAACCUCCUCAAAUCUGCUGAGCGGUCCUAGUGUGAUCAAUCCCUUCCCCAUCAGAAGAUUCACCCCCAUGUAUCUGUUUGCACCAACAUCAACUGUUAUCUAUUGAUUUAUUACUUUUUAAACUAUUUUUUCAAGUAAAAAGGUGAAGAAAAAAAUCAAACAAAAGUAAUAACGGUAGUUUUCUUGUUUUGUUUUUUAUAAUGAUUUCUAAGUUUGUUUCAGAUAGGGCAUCUCCUCACAGGGUCUAUACAUCGUCUUCCUCUGUGCCCUUUUUCUUCUUUCAGAUCUGUUAAAGCUAAACUGUUUAAAAUCUUACCAUAUCUUGGUAAGACUCUGUAAAAAAAACUGCAGCAGAUUGUCAGGGGGAUGUCAUUUCAUUUAUCCUCCUUUCUUCCUCCAGCCUUUUCUGAACUUUUACUCCUCUCAUGUGUUUUUCAUCUGUACUCAUUUCUCAAACUGUAGCCA
This is a messenger RNA of Danio rerio (zebrafish), 1047 nucleotides long. It is a transcript of the gene vbp1, whose product is annotated as von Hippel-Lindau binding protein 1. Gene Ontology annotation, cellular component: cytoplasm; prefoldin complex. Gene Ontology annotation, biological process: protein folding. The record is from RefSeq and is marked provisional. NCBI's taxonomy places the organism in Eukaryota, Metazoa, Chordata, Actinopteri, Cypriniformes, Danionidae.